UAUUACAUUUUCUCAGUAGCAGUGCGAUUACGGAACGUGUAACACACUACCGAUUCUAAAUUAAAAUGAGUUUUCUUAAUAAAGUGGUUUUAGUGACUGGUGCUAGUUCUGGAAUAGGUCAAGCUGUAAGUUUACAGUUUGCUAAAUAUAAAGCAAGACUGUCACUUGUUGACAAAGAUGAAGCCAAUCUAAAGAAAACUGGUGAACAGUGCCAAAAGUUAAUUCGAGCUAAAGUACUAAUAACAGUUGCUGAGUUACGUCAAGAAGAUGAUAUCAAAAAAGCUAUAGCUAACACUAAAGCUGAAUUUGGAAGAAUUGAUAUCGUUGUUAACUGUGCGGGAAUAUACAGACCAACUAGUAUAUUCGAUUCUAACUUAAUUGAACAAUUUGACGAUGUAAUGGCAACUAAUCUGAGGUCUGUUGUGUUUCUGAUUAACUCUGUUGUCAAUGACCUAGCGGAAACAAAAGGAAACAUUAUAAACAUUACAGGAGAAAUGCGUGCAUUAGGUGCGUUUAAAGGUAUAGCGUACCAAACGACAAUAGCAGCUCUGGAGCAUUUUACUACUAGCAUAGCUUUGGAUCUGGCUCCUAAAGGUGUUCGUGUAAACUCCAUAUCACCCGGUGUAGUGAAAACAAACAUUUUGGAAAACGCUGGUGUUAACCCGGAAGAAAGUGAAGCUUUCUGGAACACGGCUUCAACUGCGCCUCUAAAUAAACUGGUGAAAACUGAAGAUGUUGCAGAAUUUGUCAUAUUUUUGGCGAGUGACAAAGCAAAAGCCAUGACUGGUAGUACCUAUUCAAUUGAUGCUGGAUUAGGUUUAUCACGACAUAUAUAAAUUGGGUAUAAAGAGAUAAAACUAUUCAAGGACGAAUGUAUAUACUUAAUGAAUUGACCUUGAUAUUAUGAUGCAAUAAUAUAGUUUUAAAUAGUACUUAUGUAGUCGGUGUCAGCUACUGAAAAGAUAAAGUAAGACUACUACUUCAGAUAACAGUUUGAUAAAUAACUACUCACGUAUCUAUGUGGUUAUUUUAAUUUUGCAUAUAAAUAUAAUACCUAGUGUUAACACUUAUAACACACAGCUUCACUCAAUUUAAGAACAACAAAGGUAUAAGUAACAGGAGACCUCCAUUUAAAUGGUGCGGUUAUUGAAUAAAAACACAAUGUAAAAACGAAUCGUUGGGCUCAACCUCGCUGCUUAUGAGAUUUUUUAUGAAGCAUGAAAUGCAGGUAUAGAAAUUAUGGAAUUGAAAUAUAUGGUUUUGUAAUA
Molecule: messenger RNA, 1268 nt
Organism: Spodoptera frugiperda (fall armyworm)
Lineage: Eukaryota; Metazoa; Arthropoda; Insecta; Lepidoptera; Noctuidae
Exons: 1
Coding region: 66-836 (256 amino acids)
Source: RefSeq, a predicted model, not a curated record